AUGUACGCUUUUUCAGAGAGAGGUGAUAAAACAUUAAGAAUAAACAACGCCCUAAUAUAUAUGAUAUGUAAAGACAAUCAACCAUUUACAAUUGUUGAAAAUGAAGGCUUUCGCCAUUUUAUUAAAGUUCUUGCGCCGCAUUAUAAACUUCGCAGUAAAACAACGUUGACUCGAUGGGUUGAUGAUAAAUACGCAGCAUUAUCAGAAGUCUUCAAAGAAAAGUUGUCAAAUAUUGUAAACAUUACUCUAACUACUGACAUGUGGUCUGAAACGAUGAGCAUGAGAAGUUUUUUAGGAAUAACAGCACACUUCGGUGAAGGUAAUGAUCUUUUCUCGAUCACUCUUGGAGUUUACGAGUCACAUGAAAGCCACACUUCAGAACACAUAUCUGAAAUGAUGUUAAAAACUUGUGCCGAAUGGGAUAUAGAUAAGAACAAAGUUUCAGCUGUGUUCACAGACAAUGCAGCAAACAUGGUAAAAGCUGUCGAUUUAGCUUUUGGAAAAAAACAUAUACCAAGUUACGCCCACAUCCUUAAUUUGGUAGCACAAAAUGCUGUACAGCAGUGUACUAAUCUGUGA
Molecule: messenger RNA, 579 nt
Organism: Parnassius apollo (apollo)
Lineage: Eukaryota; Metazoa; Arthropoda; Insecta; Lepidoptera; Papilionidae
Source: the annotation of a GenBank genome assembly